This is a messenger RNA of Fusarium vanettenii 77-13-4, 1059 nucleotides long. RefSeq lists its product as uncharacterized. Gene Ontology annotation, molecular function: zinc ion binding; oxidoreductase activity. Lineage: Eukaryota; Fungi; Ascomycota; Sordariomycetes; Hypocreales; Nectriaceae. The transcript is spliced from 2 exons. The record is from RefSeq and is a predicted model, not a curated record. Bases 1 to 1059 code for a protein of 352 amino acids.
AUGCGUGCCGUCGCCUUGGUGGGCGCGUAUAAUAUCACCGUCAUCGAUGUGCCUAAACCGACCAUUGUGAAUGGAACCGACGCCAUUGUGCGCAUUACAGCAGCAGCGAUUUGUGGUAGCGACCUACACAACUAUCACCAGGAUUUGGGCUCACCUGAGAACCCUCUGCGGAUUGGCCAUGAGGCCAUUGGCUUCAUUGAGGAAGUCGGCGACUCUGUCGAGACCCUGAAGGCUGGCGACUGGGUCGUUAUUCCCUUCGCGCUUGACGACGGUCACUACCAAUAUGGGCCCUCGAUCGAUGCGCCCCUGGCGUCUGAGACCGGCAUGCAAGCCGAGUACGCGCGAAUCCCAUACGCGGACGACUCCCUUAUGCCUGUGCCUAUCAACAGUAGCGCCAAUUCCUCGACAAUUUACGACUACCUCUUCAUGUCCGACAUUCUCGCUACGGGCUGGGCAGCACUCGACUUUGCCGGUCUACGUCCCGGCGAUACGGUUGCCGUGUUCGGCGCUGGGCCCGUGGGCCAGAUGGCCGUUAUCUCCGCCGGAGUGCGCGGCGCCUCAAAGAUCUACGUCGUCGACCACGUACAGGACAGGUUGGACCUGGCCGCCGCCCACGGCGCUAUCCCGGUCGACUUCGCGUCAGAGGAUCCAGUGGAGGCGCUGCUUCGCGUCGAGCCGGGCGGUAUUACUCGCGUCGUCGACUGCGUCGGAUGGGAGGCCGAGGAUGCGCAGGGCAACGUCAACAGUAGCAUCGUGCUGCACCAGGCGGGGCAGGUAGUGGCGCCGCAAGGCGGCAUCGGUAUAGUCGGGGUCUAUGGAGCCGGGGACCAGGCUCAAACCGUCGACCUCAAGCCUCUCUUCUUAGACGGCUUCUCAGUGCGUGGCGGCAUCUCCGCGCCGUUAGCCCUCGGUACUGAGAUGCUGAAUCUCAUCUCCGCCGGCAAGGUGCACCCAAGCUCCAUCGUGAGCGCCGUCAUUGAUAUCGAGCAGGCACCUGAGUACUACGCGCGGUUCGACCGCCGGCAGGAGACCAAGGUUGUCAUUGAGUUUCCAUACUGA